AAAUCAACGAGUUUCUAAAUCUCGCUCGCUCUUUGGCGUUGGUGACCUCAGCAUGAGCAGUCCACCGGAUAUUCAUGUCGUGAAUGAAAUAUGGAGAAGAGUGAUCGUAAAGAAUGCCUUGAGGGUAGCAAGGACGAGCUCGUCUCCAAAGUGCCCGAAGACGAAGAAAUGGCCGCUGUUGAGAGCGGCAAAGAGGUUGAGGAAAAGGUCAGCAUCGAGCAGAUUCUAGCUGGAAUGACUAGCGAGUUCAAUCGCAGUGUCGUUACUCCGGUGAAGCAGUCCGCCGACAAUCAAACUACUAGUGUCAAAGUGAACAACAAAUUGAACUCGAUGCAAAAGGACAUGGAAACGUCGAGCGAGUUGAAAAAAAAUCUUUCGGAUAAUUCUAACGACGUCUCGAUCAUAAGAGCGAAUUCACGGAACGAAGAACACUCGUCAAUUACUAAAAUCAACGAGACUGACGACUCGGUUGGUGAACGCGAUAAAACUAAGCCGGAAAACGUGUCCAAAAAAGAUAACAACAUACCACGAAUCGUCCUCACGUUUAGGACUAUUGAUGAAAAUACUGAUUAUGGCAGGAAGACUAAAAUCUCAAGCUGCUCCUCCAAUCUCAGUCUUGUCCCCGAUGAACUUGGCAAUUGUGAUCAAAUCGGUGGUGUUUCUGUAAAAAUUGAACAUUCCGAUGAGAAUUCUGACAAUGCGGAUAAAUCAGAAAAUGAGGAGUCUAAGAAUGACGAUGAAUCCAAGGUUGACGAGGAAAAAAAUGAUGAGUCCAAAGAUUCAUCUGGAGAAACUAGUAAAGAAAAAAGUUUGGAAAACGAUGAAAAAGUCCCUGAACAAGAGGAAAAAGAGCCAGACAAAAAACUGGAAAAUGAAGAUUCUGUAGUUGAGGACGUAGAUAUGGAAGCUGUCGGGGAAACCAACAAACAAUCGGAACCAGAACCUCCUGUAACGAGAAAACGAAGAGCCGCACGAGCAAGAUCCAGAGUCUUGAGCGACUCAGCAGAAGAAUCGCCAGGUCCAAAACGUUCGGCUCGUCGUUUGUGCAAAGAGCCUUUCAGGAGUACGGUUCUAGAGAGUGCAAUGGCAAGAAAAGAAAAAUCGAAUUACACUUUGGAGACAUCGCAAUGGAAGAGAAAAGCCAAACCAGGAAGGCCAAAAAAACCAAUGAAAGAACAAUCGAAGCCGGCUCAGUCAAAGUUGACAGCCGAAGUGAAGACAGAAGUUGUCGUCCAAAAUGGUGAUACGAGCAAUUCGUUAGUUGGUGAGGGAAAUAGCACUUUGGAAAACUCAAGGCUCGGGAAUUCUGAGAAUAGUAUAAACGAAGUGAGCCUUGAAGAGUCACAGAAUAAUUCUAUAAGCGAUUAUGAUGGUAUGCCAAAGUUAUCGCCCAUUACUAAAACCAAUUCGGAUGGUGGUCAAUCGAGAAUCACCUCUAGCGAGACUAGCUCAAAUAAUCCUGCCGGAAAUGACGAAAGUUCGAGUAGCGAUAUAGAUAAACCAUUUUUAAAACCUGUUGCUGGACGAACGAGGAGAGACCGUGGAAGACCACGGAGUGCUCAAGCUGCUAGAAAAAUAGCGAAGACUGACUCUUUCGAAGAUGGAUCUUCUCCCUCUAUAGCUGAAACGGGGAAAAACAACGACUAUCCCGAAGAAUUUACAGGUCCCGUUAAACGAACUCGCCGAAGUAUGGCACCGAGUCCCAGCCCCGCAGAGGGACAAGCUUCGAAACCCGAAUCAACUGCGAUAUUCAGCGAGUCGUACGAGCAAACAAUGAAGUGUCUGUGCCAAGUCAGGUCGCAGUUGUACGUAACGAUAACCGGCUCAGGCGCGCCUCUCUACUGUACAGCGAUCGAUUCGAUCGAUAAUCGGUUAGUCGGAUGUUGCAACGAGGUCGAUAGCAACGACGUUGCGAUGCGGCGUCCGAGCACGUGUGUUCCCUUCAUAAUCCUAUGUCGUACGCACAAGGAGAGAUUAUUAAGGCACAACUGUUGUCCAUCAUGCGGUUUGUUUUGUACUCAAGGUAAAUUCGUGCAAUGCGCAAACGGUCAUCAGUUUCAUCGAGAAUGUGAAACGAUAGUCAAUAAAAAGUCGGCCUGCCCUCACUGUGCAACUGAGAGUACGAUUUACGAAAUAUUGGUCACAAUGAACGGCACACGAAAACCUGUUUAUAUACCAACUAGAAGAAAAUUCUCCAAGUUUCCAUCUGCCAAAAUGAGCUUGCCGGGAAAAGGUGACAAUACUAAAUUGGCCGAACGACCACCGAGUCCAUUGGUUAGUCCCGAGGAUAUUAAAAUACCGGAAGCGACGCUUUCCGAUCGACCGGAACGAUACACGAUCAUGAGUCUCUACACGUCAGUGAAAAAUGGCGAUUUGGAAAAAUUGGUCAAUGUUUUGGCAUGCGGUUACAACGCGAACCACACAUUCCGGGAGCAAUCUCAUCGCACAGGACUUCACAUAGCCGCGGAAAAAGGACAUUUGGGAUGUGUCCAUGUGUUGAUCCAAGCGGGAGCCCAAGUCGAUGUCAUGGACAAAAAUCAAUUAACGCCGUUGAUGCUUGCUGCCACUGAGGGUAAAACGGACGUCGUUAAAUACCUCGUAAGAACAGGAGCUGACGUUACCCUCAAAGGAGAGGAUGGUAUGACGGCUUUGCACAUGGCAGCCAAGUCGGGGCAUUUGAAAGCGUGUAGAAUCAUUCUAUCCGAGUGCAAAGUACCUCGGACUUUAGUAGAUUCCGUCGAUGACGGUGGCUGGACGAGUCUCAUAUGGGCCUGUGAAUUUCGUCACUCGAACGUCGCACGGUUCCUUUUGGAGAAGAAGUGUGAUCCUCUGAUUCGAGAUGCCGAGCAAAAUAUAGCUCUGCAUUGGAGCGCGUACAGCGGAAGCUCAGAAAUAACUGAAAUGUUGCUAAACGAGGGUUGCGACGUGAAUGCGGUUAACGUUCACGGCGACACACCUUUGCACAUAGCAGCGAGACAGGAUCAGUAUGCCGUGAGCGUGCUUUUGUUAGCUCGAGGGGCAAAAGUCAGCGAAGUUAAUGCUGCCGGUGAGACGGCGGUGAAUUGUUGUGUCAACGAUGGCGAUACGCUGGCAGCACUCCGACUCAAUGCGAAAGUCAACGAGCUAUCGGAACACAUGUGGGAAAAAACUACGAGGAUUCUUACAAACGAUAUAUCGAGGGGGAAAGAGACUAACCCGAUACAAUGUGUAAACGGUUACGACACCGAAGACAAACCAACGGAUUUUCUUUACGUCACGGAAAAUUGCUUUACGAGCAAUAUAAACGUUGAUCGUACGAUAACUUCGUUACAGUCCUGCCAUUGCGAGGAUAAUUGCAGCUCUGAAAAAUGUCUCUGUGGUAAUAUCAGUCUGAGAUGUUGGUACAGCGAGGAAGGGAAGCUGAUUCCAGAGUUCAAUUACACCGAUCCACCAAUGCUCUUCGAGUGUAAUCAAGCAUGCGAUUGUAAUCGUAUCACUUGUAACAAUCGGGUCGUUCAGCAUGGUUUGACGCAGAGAUUUCAGUUGUUUCGUACUACGGGCAAGGGUUGGGGCUUACGAACGCUCAGACACAUACCCAAAGGGACUUACGUCUGUGAAUACGUCGGUGAAAUUAUUUCUGAUUCUGAAGCUGAUCAUCGAGAAGACGAUUCUUAUCUUUUCGAUUUGGACAAUCGAGACGGAGAAACUUAUUGCAUAGAUGCAAGACGUUACGGAAAUAUAGCCCGGUUUAUAAAUCACUCGUGCGCACCAAAUUUAUUACCGGUGCGAGUGUUCGUUGAGCAUCAAGAUUUACAUUUUCCUAGAAUAGCGUUUUUCGCCAAUCGUGACAUCGAGGCCGAUGAAGAACUAGGAUUCGAUUACGGUGAAAAGUUUUGGAUAAUAAAGUGCAAGUCAUUCACAUGUACCUGCGGCGCUGAGAAUUGUCGUUAUUCGGAGAAAACUAUACAAGUUACGUUGGACAAUUACCGAAAGAAAAUACAACAGGAAGAAAUUCUUGCAGCACAAAUGCUCUAGUCCAAGUAAAAUAAAAAAUAAAAAAAAAAAAACUAAACAAAAAUAAAAGUACGCAAAGGGCUCAUGAUCACGUGGAAUGGUAAAGAAAACGAGAAUUCCAAUUGCCAAAUUGGAGGAAAAUCAUGUUAUUUAAGAGUGUAUAAAACAACUUUAACAAACGACAAACAAGAAAGCAUAUAUAUGUGAAAAAAUAUGUGUAAAAAUAAUGGAUGAGUACAAAAGUGCGGAGAAAUGUUAGUUAAUAUUGAUCUUUUUGGUAUGAUAAUUGAAUGUUCGAGUUUGUUGAUACGUGUUGUUUUUUUCCGAAUUUGUUUCCAACGGCCGAGCUUGCCCAAACACCAUUAUCAACGAAGAAUUGCUUCCUGAUUUGACUUAAACACGGUUUGUUGUAACGCCUACAAGAAUUCACAAAAAACAUCACAAAAUUGUCACAUUUUUAAAAAACUUUUUUUUGCAAUGACAAAUUGCAUUAUUUUAGAUAUUAUUAUUGAUUAAGUGUUGAGAAUGAAUAUGUGGUUGAAAUUUGUAUCGUUAUUCAUCAUGCAUCUUAACAAAAAUCUGCGUGUGAAAAAAAAAGCUUAUUGUUUUUUUUUUUUUCUUUAAAUCACGAUAUCGAUCGCAUCGGUCUUUGGAUGCGUAAAGAAUAAUUUUUGUCAAAGAUAAAUAUGAAAAAUCGUGCUAGAUUAUUGUUAUGUAUUAAUUGAGAUUUUUCAAUUUUCACGACUGUUAAUGGUGCGAGGGUUUCAUAAUACUGAAACUAUCAUAAUUAUAUGUCGUCUUGCAAAAGAAUACGAUUUUUUGUACAAAUUGCAAACUUUUUUUUAUAAUAAAAAAAAAGUAAAAAGGA
Messenger RNA from Venturia canescens, 4861 nucleotides. RefSeq names its product histone-lysine N-methyltransferase G9a (gene G9a). The record is from RefSeq and is a predicted model, not a curated record. Gene Ontology annotation, molecular function: zinc ion binding; p53 binding; histone H3K9 methyltransferase activity. Gene Ontology annotation, biological process: negative regulation of transcription by RNA polymerase II; peptidyl-lysine dimethylation. The transcript has 13 exons. Lineage: Eukaryota; Metazoa; Arthropoda; Insecta; Hymenoptera; Ichneumonidae. Bases 91 to 4014 code for a protein of 1307 amino acids. Gene Ontology annotation, cellular component: nucleus; chromatin.